AUGCCCCAUUCGAGGUCGUCGUCGUCGACCGACAUGGCGACACGAGCAAUCUCCCGCUCAAGACGCGAUUUCUUCCGUGGUGUAGAGUUUGGUGGGCGGGACGUUCCCCUGGCCAAUGGUGUCGAUGAGCGCGCAGAGUAUGCCGAAAGGGAUUGUGAGCGGGCACGCGGUGGUGGGACAGCAAAGUCCUUUGCCGCUGGUGCGCGAUCAAAGUCGUCCGCCGUGGGACUGUACUCGUCCGAGUCGAUGGAGCGCUGGCGCCGCUUCCGUGGAGAGGGUGAGGGCGUAGCUGCUGCUGGUGAGCUGGUCGCAGCGGGUCUCGUGCGGGAUGCAGGCACUGGCGGGGGAAGCAUGAGCCCACUGCCAGGUUUCCGGGUUGCCGAGGUUGGAGCUUGCGGUCUGUACGCGGGUAUCGGCGGCGGACGAGUGGCUGGAACCGGUCUCCUCUGCGCCGGUGGCGGUGACAGCGAGUACGCCGCACCUUGA
Molecule: messenger RNA, 486 nt
Organism: Vanrija pseudolonga
Lineage: Eukaryota; Fungi; Basidiomycota; Tremellomycetes; Trichosporonales; Trichosporonaceae
Exons: 1
Coding region: 1-486 (161 amino acids)
Source: RefSeq, a predicted model, not a curated record